AAACAAAUUAAUACCAUAACAUACCAAGAAACAAAUACAAUUAAUGUUGAAGAUAAUGAUUUGGAAUUAGAGCCGGAUAAACCAGUUCCUUCUCUAUUUCAAAUUGAGGGCAGAAGAGUUGUUGAUUUUAUGUAUUUUUUUAAUCAAAUAAAACUCAUCUAAUCACAAUUCUGGAUUCGGUUGUUCUAUAAGCAAUGUACAAGUUAUAAAAGAAACACUUAUUGGCUUGGAGUCGGUGAUUCAUUUCAAAUGUGAUAUGUGCAAUUUAAAAUUUCAAGUUAGUCUGAAAAACAACAAUUUUACCAAGGAGAUGACUGUAAAUCAUGCUGCUGUGACCGGUGCUAUGUUAAUUGGCUGUGGUCUGACCAAUUUAAAUGAGUUGCUUACCGCAAUGGAUCUUCCUAACUUAAAACAAAAAUCUUACAAAAGAUUUUAUAAUGAUGUAUUCAAGUGGUGGGAAGUUGCUGCAGAAACUUCUAUGAAAGAAGCGGCUAAAGAAGAAUCUGCUCUAGCCAUUGAAAGCGGAGACGUCAUUGAUGACAUUCCUUCAAUAACGGUUAUAGCAGAUGCAUGUUGGUCCAAACGGUCUUACAGAAUCAAUUAUUCUGCAGCAUCAGGAGCAGGCGCAAUAAUUGGACUAAAAACUGGGAAAGUGUUACAUAUGCAAGUAAAAAACAAAUACUGCAUAAUUUGCGCUCGAUCUCUUACAAAAAGUCAACCACCACCGAGUCAUGAAUGCACUAGAAACCAUGCAGGAUCUUCAUCCAGCAUGGAACAGGCCAGCAUAGUCGAAGGUUUUAAAACUUCAGUUGCAAAACGGAAUUUGAUAUACUCGACGCUUAUUGCUGACGGUGAUGCUAGCACUUAUAAGAAAAUUUUAGAAUGCAGACCUUAUCCUAAUGUACAAGUACAGAAAAUAGAAUGCUCAAAUCACCUACUUAGAAAUUACUGCAGUAAAUUUAUACAGCUUCAAAAAGAUACGUCGAUUCCACUUUUAGAGCGCAAAUUGUUGACAUCAGAACGCAUUACUCGUCUUCGCACAGCGGUACGAUCAGCAGCUCGCUUUCGUAAUGCUCAAAAUAAUAGUUUGUCAGAAAAAAUUAUUAAACUAAGAGACGAUAUUUUGAACAGUCCAAAACAUGUUUUUGGCAACCAUAAUUCGUGUGAAAGUUACUAUUGCGAAGGAGAAAAAAGAAACGAGCCUAAUCUAGUUCCUGAAUUGAAAAGCUUGUUUUCAAAAAUCGUGGCUCAUACUACUCAAAUAGCUUUACACUCAAAAAGUUUACUAUGGGAUGUCAAUAACAAUCGAGCUGAACAAUUCAACAGCAUUGUGGCAAAGCAUGUAGGGGGGAAAAGAAUAAACUACAGUUUGAAAAAUUCCUAUACUGCCAGGUAAUACACGAUUUUUAUGUAUAUGCAAUUUGCAAAUUAUCACUUUUUAAUACCUAUAAUAAUUAUAGUGACGGGUUG
Molecule: messenger RNA, 1470 nt
Organism: Aricia agestis (brown argus)
Lineage: Eukaryota; Metazoa; Arthropoda; Insecta; Lepidoptera; Lycaenidae
Exons: 2
Coding region: 257-1396 (379 amino acids)
Source: RefSeq, a predicted model, not a curated record